This is a messenger RNA of Brienomyrus brachyistius, 1280 nucleotides long. RefSeq names its product pituitary tumor-transforming gene 1 protein-interacting protein. The record is from RefSeq and is a predicted model, not a curated record. Gene Ontology annotation, cellular component: cytoplasm; nucleus. The transcript has 7 exons. Bases 203 to 748 code for a protein of 181 amino acids. Lineage: Eukaryota; Metazoa; Chordata; Actinopteri; Osteoglossiformes; Mormyridae. Gene Ontology annotation, biological process: protein import into nucleus.
AGGCAUUACGCAUGCGCAGUAGCACUCGCGUUACUAAGUGCGCACCGAUUGCCUGAAAAGCUGGCGAUUGCGCUGAAUCCGGACGCGUCUCUUUCCGAUAAAAAUGUUUAGUUAGCUGCGUCGUACUUGGCGACCUGCUUGGUGUAUGAGCUGUUAAAGACCCUGUAGGUAGAGAACCGCUUGUUGGGGGUUAUCAGCAGAAAUGGGGAGCCCGAUCAGUUCCCGAGUCGCUCCUUCCGUGUUGCUCGUCUUCCUCGCCUGCGUUUCCCUCGUUUCUCGGGGAUAUUCUUAUACCACCGUCAGCCCACCGCCCCACAAACCUUGUAUUGUUGCCUCCACCUGUGAGAAAUGCCUAGAAAACGUAUCGUGCCUGUGGUGCAACACCAACAGCUCCUGCCUGGAUUACCCCGUCCGGCACAUUCUCCCCCCUUCGUCUCUGUGCCAGCUGUCCCAGGCACGGUGGGGGGUGUGCUGGGUGAAUUUUGAAGCUCUUAUCAUCGCCAUGGCCGUGGUUGGGGGGACCAUUCUGCUGAGCAUCAUCGUGUGCUGCUGCUGUUGCUGCUGCUGCAGGAGGGGCCAGUCAGGACCCGACAGAGAUGAUGAAAGGUUAGCCCGCCGGCGGGAGGAGAUCAGACAGAAGUCCGAAAACAGGAAGGCGGAGAGAAGGGCAAGGCACGAUGAAAUCCGCAAGAAGUACGGCCUCAUCCCCGACUCCGACCACCCCUACAGCAAGUUCGAGAAUGACUAGACGGACCCCUCCCACGGCGGCCUUUCUGAAGAAGCUGUCCUGCUCGUGCUCAUCCAAGUUCCACUCACUUUAGUUACUCGCUGAAACCUUCCAAUAUUUACUUCUGAAGGAUGUCAGAUUUUCUCGCAUGCCCAUGUUCUUCAAACCAAGCUACAUAAUGCGGAAUGAUCAUGGUUGGUUAGGGAAAGUUGAGCAGUUGAGGAAUCGACCCCGUAAAGUUCCUUGGAGUAAAGAGAUCAGGCUUCUGCCUGGCUUGUUCUUCAGUAGUUUGUGUCACUGCUCCCCCAUAAUUUUGUGUGUGAACGUUGUUACUGUACGAACCCUAGCUACAUGUACUGAUUUUUCAACAACUUUCAUUGUUUAAAAAAAGCCUUUUUGUACAAAUUCUGCACUUGACACAUAGUGUAAUGACGUAAAAUUGUGCAUCUCCGCUUCCCUCCUCGUGCUUCAUCGUGAUCACAAACCUCUUCCAGCAUCUGCUGUUUUACAGUGCUUAUUUUUAAUAAAAAUGGACACCUUUGCGUUGCAUUUA